AUGGAAGAGCUGGAGAGACGAAUCGAGGAGUCGGAGCGGAAGACGAGUCCAUUUAAGGAGGACGGGGAGGUUGAUCUGGGCAGGAUUGCGUCGCAUGAUGGUCACAACGGCAGCCUCACAGCGUCACCGGCGGAUGGGAGCUCAGACGGCGCCAGGGCUGGUCCAGACGUGGGAGGCGGCCAUGAUCAAGAACCACUUCUUGGGGGCGCGACUUCGUUCACAGAUGGCUACCGGAGCAAGGACGCGGUUCGCGUGUUUCCGAAGACAGGGUCAGCUCUCAUUUUCCAGCAGAGGAAUCUGUUCCAUGGCGGGGACGACGUGUUCCGCGGCGUGAAGUAUACGGCGCGGACCGACGUGAUGUAUAGGAGGAAGGCCCACGAGUAA
Messenger RNA from Aspergillus melleus, 384 nucleotides. RefSeq lists its product as uncharacterized. The record is from RefSeq and is a predicted model, not a curated record. The transcript has a single exon. Bases 1 to 384 code for a protein of 127 amino acids. Lineage: Eukaryota; Fungi; Ascomycota; Eurotiomycetes; Eurotiales; Aspergillaceae.